GCCCGGCCCCGGCAGCGGGCUCGGCUCGGCGCCCCCCGAGCCGCCCUCGCUGGAGCUGCCAGCGGGCCCGCCUGUGCCUGCCUACCCCGGGCUUCUCCGGAGGCUGCUCCCUCUCCCUAUAAAUAUUAGUGGCUCCGACGCCGAGGCUUCGGCAAGGCGCAGCUUCUUUCUCGGCAACUCCCGGGAGCCCCGAGGGCAGCGUGUGUGUGAGUGAGGGAGCUGCUCUGCCCGCGGUCGGGACCGAGGGAGGGCCGGGGCGGCUCUGCCGGGCCCCAUGGCGUUGCUCCUGAGACUCGGCUGCUCGCUGCUGGCCCUCAGCACCUGCCUGCUCCCGAGGGUGCGGGCCGACUGCGGCCGCGACUGCGCCGCCUGCGCCUACCACCUGGGACCCCGCGCCGGCAUCCACCCCCUGGCAUGUACACUAGAAUGUGAAGGGAAACUGCCUUCUGCCAAAGCCUGGGAGACCUGCAAGGAGCUCUUGCAGCUGGCAAAGCUGGAUCUUUCUGAGGAUGGCAACAUUGCUCCAGGAGACAAGAAAGAGGUGGAUGAGAACCAUUUGCUUGCAAAGAAAUACGGAGGCUUCAUGAAAAGAUAUGGGGGUUUCAUGAAGAAAAUGGAUGAGCUCUAUAGGGCAGAACCAGAGGAUGAAGCUAAUGGAGGAGAAAUCCUGGCUAAGAGGUAUGGAGGGUUUAUGAAGAAAGACUCAGAUGACGAUGCCCUUGCCAACUCCUCUGAUCUGCUGAAGGAGCUUCUGGGAACAGGGGACAACCCUGAAGCGGCGCACUACCGAGAGAUAAAUGAAAAUGACGGCGAUGUCAGCAAAAGAUACGGAGGCUUCAUGAGAAGCAUAAAGCGCAGCCCUGAAUUGGAAGAUGAGGCCAAAGAGCUGCAAAAGAGAUAUGGUGGCUUCAUGAGAAGAGUGGGCAGGCCAGAGUGGUGGCUGGAUUACCAGAAACGAUAUGGUGGGUUCCUUAAGCGCUUUGCCGACUCCAUUCUCCCUUCAGAAGAAGAUGGGGAAACUUAUUCCAAAGAAGUCCCAGAGAUGGAAAAGAGAUAUGGUGGUUUUAUGAGAUUUUAAUACCUUUCCCUUUUUCCCUUUUGUCCUAAAUGAGAAAGACUGCCUUAUUUGUCAUAACUUAUUGUAACGUGUUGCUUGUACUGUACAGUUUUUUACUGUCCUUGGUUAAUGAUGAAAACUGCGAUUUGUUGUUUCAGGUUCUGUGUUCUUUCAAGUCAAAUAACUAAUUUCUGGUUUAGUCAAGUUUCAGUCUGUAUUGUAAUUUCCAUGCUAGAACUAUUUUGAUUACUGUAUUAGUUUUCUUUAAAGAGGAACUACAUCUACAGUAGAGUUGCUUAACUGUACAUACAAUAAAUUCUUCAUCCUAACUGCAAAAA
Pyrgilauda ruficollis (rufous-necked snowfinch) is the source of this 1395-nucleotide messenger RNA. RefSeq names its product proenkephalin (gene PENK). The transcript has 3 exons. The coding region runs from base 275 to 1078 and encodes 267 amino acids. Gene Ontology annotation, biological process: sensory perception; neuropeptide signaling pathway; chemical synaptic transmission. The record is from RefSeq and is a predicted model, not a curated record. Lineage: Eukaryota; Metazoa; Chordata; Aves; Passeriformes; Passeridae. Gene Ontology annotation, cellular component: plasma membrane; dendrite; axon terminus. Gene Ontology annotation, molecular function: opioid receptor binding.